This is a messenger RNA of Musca vetustissima, 435 nucleotides long. It is a transcript of the gene Det, whose product is annotated as baculoviral IAP repeat-containing protein 5. NCBI's taxonomy places the organism in Eukaryota, Metazoa, Arthropoda, Insecta, Diptera, Muscidae. The record is from RefSeq and is a predicted model, not a curated record. The coding region runs from base 1 to 435 and encodes 144 amino acids. The transcript is spliced from 2 exons.
AUGAGCGAAAAACUUAGUGAAAAAUUUAGCAAAUUUGAGAAAAUCUAUCUUAUGGAAAAACAUCGUAUCGAUAGCUUCAAAAAUUGGCCCUAUGACGAGACGGUCGAUUGUAGCAUUACAAAAAUGGCCCAAGCUGGUUUCUAUUGGUCGGGCAACAAAAACGACGAUGACACCGUGACCUGUUUUGUGUGUGGCAAAACACUGCAUGGCUGGGAUCCCACCGAUGAUCCAUGGAAAGAGCAUGCCAAACAUGCGCCACAAUGCCAAUUUGUUAAAUACGGUCACAAAGAAAGUGAUUUGACGGUGGAAGAAUUCCUAAAUAUUUUCCAUGCCGUUGGAGUGACUAAAAUGAUGAAAGAAGUCAAUGGUAUUAAAACGAAAUUUCUUGCCCGUUCCUCAUCCGAAUUGGAAAAGUGUUUAAUGGAGAAGAAAUAG